Molecule: messenger RNA, 1459 nt
Organism: Castor canadensis (American beaver)
Lineage: Eukaryota; Metazoa; Chordata; Mammalia; Rodentia; Castoridae
Product: inactive pancreatic lipase-related protein 1
Biological process (GO): lipid metabolic process
Molecular function (GO): lipoprotein lipase activity; protein binding
Source: RefSeq, a predicted model, not a curated record
AUGCUGCUCUUCUGGACAGUCACUCUUUUCCUGCUGGGGGCAGCCCAAGGAAAAGAAAUUUGCUAUGAGGAUCUGGGGUGCUUUUCUGAUGCUGAGCCCUGGGCUGGAACUGUGAUCCGGCCCCUGAAACUUCUCCCCUGGAGCCCUGAGAAAAUCGACACUCAUUUCCUGCUCUACACCAAUGAAAACCCAAACAACUUCCAGAUUCUCCAACUCUCUGAUCCAUCAACGAUUGAGGCAUCAAACUUUCACAUGGACAGGAAGACCCGGUUCAUUAUCCAUGGCUUCAUAGACAGUGGAGAGGAGAGCUGGGUGGUUGACAUGUGCAAGAACAUGUUCAAGGUGGAAGAGGUGAACUGCAUCUGCGUGGACUGGAAGAAGGGCUCCCAAACCACCUACACACAGGCUGCGAACAACGCACGUGUUGUGGGAGCCCAGGUGGCCCAGAUGCUCCACUCCCUCUCGACAAACUACAGCUACUCGCCUUCCAAAGUUCACCUCAUUGGACACAGCCUGGGAGCCCACGUGGCCGGAGAGGCAGGGAGCAGGACUCCAGGACUGGGCAGGAUUACUGGAUUGGAUCCUGUAGAAGCAAAUUUCGAGGGCACUCCUGAAGAGGUUCGGCUUGAUCCCUCUGAUGCUGAUCUUGUUGAUGUGAUUCACACAGAUGCAGCUCCCUUGAUUCCAUUCCUAGGUUUUGGAAUGAGCCAAAUGGUGGGUCACCUUGACUUUUUCCCCAAUGGAGGAGAGAACAUGCCAGGAUGUAAGAAAAAUGCCCUGUCACAGAUAGUGGACAUAGACGGCAUCUGGUCAGGAACCCGGGACUUUGUGGCUUGCAAUCACCUAAGAAGCUAUAAGUAUUACUCAGAGAGCAUCCUCAACCCCAACGGGUUCACUGCAUACCCAUGCACCUCCUACCUGAACUUCAAGUCUAACAAGUGCUUCCCCUGUCCAGACCAAGGGUGCCCACAGAUGGGUCACCAUGCUGAUAAAUUUGCUGGCAGGACAAGUACGGGGCAGCAGAAAUUCUUCUUGAACACAGGAGAUGCCAAGAAUUUUGCACGCUGGAGAUAUGGGGUUUCUGUUACACUGUCUGGAAUGAUAGCCACUGGUCAGGUCAAAGUUGCUUUGUAUGGAAAUGAGGGAAACACUCGCCAGUACGACAUCUUCAGGGGGAUAAUCAAACCAGGCUCCACCCACUCCAAUGAAUUUGAUGCAGAACUCGAUAUUGGAACAAUUGAGAAAGUCAAGUUUCUUUGGAAUAACAAUGUAGUAAACCCAACUUUCCCCAAAGUGGGUGCAGCAAGUAUCACCGUGCAAAAGGGAGAGGAGCAGACAGUGUAUAGCUUCUGUAGUGAAGACACUGUGAGAGAAGACGUUCUGCUCACUCUCAUGCCCUGUAACACCCCAGGCACCAUGUGAUCCCCUGUUCAUACCAAUAAAAUCCUCUGCUGCCUCU